GGCGCAGUUUGGGCACACGUCAUUUAGGGGUCCUCGGAGCAGCGUUGUUAGCAACAUGAUGGCGGUGUCCGCUCGAGCUCAGGUGAUCUCUCUGUACAAGUUGCUGUUGAAGGAGAGCAGCAAGUUCCCGUCCUACAACUACAGGACCUAUGCAAUGCGGCGAGUGCGUGAUGCCUUCAGGGCCAACAAGAAUAUAGAGGAUCCAAAGACGGUGGAGAGGCUGAUGUUGGAGGGACAGCAGUCACUGGCACUGAUACAGAGACAGGUCUCCGUGGGGAAGAUGUACGAGGCCCAGAAGAUCGUGGUGGAGUAUUAACCCUCUGCAGGAGGACUUGUCCCAGCAAACGACAGGAUGUGAUGUCACCAACCCCCCGCCCCCCCGCAUCACUGCCGACAACCAAUCAGCUUCUUCCUCCCGGACACUGUUGUUUAGUUUGACAGAACCAUCGCUGGGUGGAGGUGGACGUGUGUGAGAUGCAUUGUGGGAGUAAAGCUGUGAAAUACCUGAAGUUUGUCUGGAGUUUAGGCUUUGAAUUGUUUUUUUUUUUUUUUUUUUAGGGAUGCACCAAUCAGACGUCACCGAGCUGUUUCUCAUUAUUGAUUUUGUAACAGAGUGAUCAGUGACUCAACAUCUCGCCUCACGUGUUCAAACUGUCUGACUCAUCGGUUCCCAAACGUUUUCUCCUUUAAAAUGAAGCCACCGCUCUACCCGAGAAUCAUUUUCACUUUCAAAUUAUCUGCCGAUUUCUUUCUUGAUUGAUCAUUUCGUCUAUAAAAACUGUAACAGAAUCAGUUUCCCAAAGUUCACAUGUUCUGAUGGUUUUAGUCUGUUGGAACCAGUGAAAGUUUGAAAGUUUGUCACAGACUUUGACCAAAGAUGAUUUAAUUUUUUUAGUGUUUUUCGUGCCCUGAAGUCUGAGACCGUCACAUGUUCAGCAGCUGUGACUCUGAGAAACGCUGCUGAUGUUUUUGCUUGUUUGUUGCCAAAUGUUUUUUUUACAGGAAAUCAAAUUUCCACUGAAAGCAAAACGCUACGUUGUUGUAGCGCGCUGGUCGAGGUGUCUGCUGGUGCGUAAAUACAUCCAGAGUCUGCGUGUCGAGGUUCAGACGUCGUCCUCGUUUGUUUCUAUAUUAAAACAACAAAACAGCUGAUUCCAACACAACAAUUUACAGCGAGACAAAGGUGGCAGAUAUCUGCGUUUAACUCUAAACAAGCUGUCAACAAGCCGUCCGCCCUUGUUGUUGUUGUUGUUGUUGUUGUUGUUGUUGUUGUGCUGCGCUACUGUCACCAUCAUAUGACGUUUGUACAAAGCUCCGUUUACCUCGAACACACAGAUUUACACAGAAACACACACUGAUGUAAUCUGGACGGAAACAGAAAGAAGAAGAAGAAGAAGCUGCGUUGACCAGUUUCACCAGUGAAGUUUACCAGUAUAGCGUCUCGGUGUGGACGUGGUCUCAGAUAAACACGUCCUGUCUCCUGCUUAAAGUCACCGUUGAGUCUUUCUCAACAUCAAACCAAGACUCAACUUAACGGUGAAAAGUUUAAUAACUCUGUAGAUGAAACACGUUCAGCAUCAACGUUUUGCUUUCGUUUCAAAUCUCGGUGUGUUUGAGUCUCGUUAUCUGGACAAAAUGAUCAUCACA
This is a messenger RNA of Thunnus maccoyii (southern bluefin tuna), 1647 nucleotides long. It is a transcript of the gene lyrm4b, whose product is annotated as LYR motif-containing protein 4B. The coding region runs from base 56 to 316 and encodes 86 amino acids. The transcript is spliced from 3 exons. Gene Ontology annotation, cellular component: L-cysteine desulfurase complex; mitochondrion. Lineage: Eukaryota; Metazoa; Chordata; Actinopteri; Scombriformes; Scombridae. Gene Ontology annotation, biological process: iron-sulfur cluster assembly. The record is from RefSeq and is a predicted model, not a curated record.